AUGCAAUCCCUUUCAGCCGGUGCGAUUAUUCUCACCGCCGGCCACGACGCCGCCAGGAACAACGACGUUGACCACCAAUACCGGCAACCGUCUUCCUUCUGGUACUUGACCGGGUUUGAUGAACCCGACGCCGUCGCCGUACUGCGCCCCGGCUCCCACACCCCGUACACCCUUUUUGUACGUCCCUACGAUCCUACCUUCGAGAUCUGGGUGGGUUACCGUGCCGGUGUGGGUGGCGCGGUAGGUGCUCUUGAAGCCAACGCCGCGUAUUCAAUCGACCAGCUGGAUAGUCAGCUCCCCAAGCUGCUUGCCGAAUACGACACUAUCUACUACGCCUUGGGUAGCGACGACCGCGUGGACGGCAUCAUCUCGGCCCUGGUGCAGCGGCGCCGCGGAAUGGCGCAGCGGGGCGCAAAACCGAUUCGCCGCAUCGAGGAUCCCACCACUCAGGUCGACGCCAUGAGGCAGAUCAAGACCAACGACGAAAUCGCUCUCCUGCAACGCGCGAUCGACAUCACCGCCCACGGGUUCGACGCCGCCAUGAGAACCGCGGCCCCCGGCGUUCACGAAUACGAGGUCCAGGCUGCCCUCGAGCGGCCGUUCCGCCAGCUGGGUUCCCCUCGCAACGGCUAUCCGUCGAUAGUUGCCGGCGGAGCCAACGCGUGCGUCCUCCACUACGUCCGCAACCGUGAUGCCCUGGGGCCGGACGACCUGUUGCUGAUUGACGCCGGCGCUGAGUACGGUUUCUACACUGCCGACGUGACAAGGACUUGGCCCGUUUCGGGCAAGUUCACCGCGCCCCAGCGCGCCGUCUACGAGCUCACCCUGGAGGCGCAGCGCAAAGCCAUUGCGGACGUAAAGCCCGGCGCCGGCUUUGACGACGUGCAUCGCACCGCGACCCGUACCCUCGUGCAAGGCCUCGUCGAUCUGGGCGUUAUGUCCGGUAGCGUCGAUGGCAUCAUGGAGCGGCAAUCCUACCGGGAUUAUUAUAUGCACGGGACGUCCCACUGGCUGGGCCUUGACGUACACGAUUCCGGCCCGUACCGGGAUGAUCGCGGUCAAAUACGCCUGCGUCCAGGCAUGGUACUGACCGUUGAGCCCGGGCUCUAUUUUGGCCCGCAGGCGAAGCAGGCUCCUGACAUCUACCGCGGCAUUGGCAUCCGAAUUGAGGAUGACGUUCUCGUGACGGAAGACGGUUUCCGGGUGCUCUCGGAAGCCAUACCCAAAGACCCUGACGAAAUGGAAGCUAUCGUGUCGGACGGCCGCUGA
This is a messenger RNA of Geodia barretti, 1269 nucleotides long. Lineage: Eukaryota; Metazoa; Porifera; Demospongiae; Tetractinellida; Geodiidae. The record is from the annotation of a GenBank genome assembly.